AUGCGAUUUCGUGCCAAUAUUGAUCAUGUCCAGACCUUCCAACGAAUUAUCCAAGCCAUUGAAAAGUUACAGAAGCGAUGCAUUGUACGGUUUACCGAGUCAGAAAUGCAUAUCAUCUGCAACGAAGAGACCGAAGAUGGUGUGCAAGACUCCCUCUUUACAGACUAUCGCAUCCAAUCAAAUGCAAAUAACGAAAUCAGUCUCCUUCUCUCUCCCGAGGCUCUCCUACAAGCUCUGCGCUCAGCAGCAUCCUCUUCCGAUGUCGUGAUGAAGCUCGCGAAGAAACACGCCCAUCCUGUGCUAUCAUUUGAGAUCGUACUUGCACUUAGAGGAACGCGACGCGCGAGUGUCGCACACGACGUGUUAAUCGACGUGCUGAAACCUGCUGAGAUGGCGAGGUUGAAGGAACCGUUGUGCCCUGAACCGGAUAUCCACAUUCUCUUACCUCCUUUACAGAAACUACGAACCGUCGUAGAAAGAAUGCGCUCAAUGGCAGACGUUCUCGGCAUCUACGCAAAUCACAAGGGAGGUCUCCGACUCACCGUCGAAUCCGAUCAAGUACGCGUCAAGACGGAGUGGUCAAAAUGUAUCAUCCCGAACAUGGAUUCAGAGCGGUCGCGUGAUGAACCAGAACCGGAUCCGGACCAAUGGUUCGGCGUGCAUCUCUCGAUUCGCGCGUUCCUCAAGUUCCUCUCCAGCCACGUUGUCUCCACAACGACUAUCGCAUGUAUAUGCGAAGAUCAUUGCAUGAUUCUGUACGUCUACAUUGGAGAUGUCCAGGACGCAGGCGGCGUGCUCACAUUUUGGAUUCCUGCGCGACUCAGUGGUGUAGAUUAG
This is a messenger RNA of Fomitiporia mediterranea MF3/22, 837 nucleotides long. RefSeq names its product cell cycle checkpoint. NCBI's taxonomy places the organism in Eukaryota, Fungi, Basidiomycota, Agaricomycetes, Hymenochaetales, Hymenochaetaceae. The transcript is spliced from 7 exons. Gene Ontology annotation, cellular component: checkpoint clamp complex; site of double-strand break; nucleolus. Gene Ontology annotation, biological process: mitotic DNA replication checkpoint signaling; double-strand break repair via homologous recombination; meiotic DNA integrity checkpoint signaling. Bases 1 to 837 code for a protein of 278 amino acids. The record is from RefSeq and is a predicted model, not a curated record.